Rhodofomes roseus is the source of this 3000-nucleotide messenger RNA. RefSeq lists its product as uncharacterized. Gene Ontology annotation, cellular component: cytoplasmic stress granule. Gene Ontology annotation, biological process: cytoplasmic stress granule assembly. Lineage: Eukaryota; Fungi; Basidiomycota; Agaricomycetes; Polyporales; Fomitopsidaceae. Gene Ontology annotation, molecular function: RNA binding. The transcript has 13 exons. The record is from RefSeq and is a predicted model, not a curated record. Bases 220 to 2754 code for a protein of 844 amino acids.
CCUCGACCUCGACGCACGCCCGUCCCUGCGACUGCCCUCGCUCGCCUAUCCCGCUCAGCAGCUCCGGCUGGUCUUAUCCGUUCUCUCACCCGGGCUGCACAUCUCCCAUUUUCCUUCUGCUUUCCCUUCCUUUCCCCUCUCUUCUUUCCCUUCCAGGCCGUCUCUAUCCUCCAUCCCAUCCACCCGACUCGUCUCCCCCUCCCCACCACCGAGUCUUCAAUGGCCACCACAGCGAGGCAACCCAAGCCCCAGCGCAAGGGAGGCGUACCAGAGCCCGCCGCCAGGCGAGCUCCGGCAUGGUCGAAUGCACGCGCCUCCCCGACCUAUUCUCCGAGCAACGCCAACGCCCGUCUUCCCAAUGGGGCUCCCGCCGCGAGCCCAGGCGCCUUCCCGCCCUUGGGCCAACCGAACGGCGCGAGCAACACUCCGCCCCCAAGGCCGCAGGACGGUGCCCCGCAAGACCGUGUCCUUUCUCAGCUUUCUGGCCUUAUUGGAACCACUAUCACCCUGACCACGAAGACCCACGUGCGCUACGAGGGCUCCGUCGCCUCAACAAGCGGCGAGGGCGACACUACCGGCGUCACCCUGCGCGACGUGAAGGAAAUUUCGAACCCCGGCGCGCCCCUGCGCGAAACACUUUUUAUUGCGAGCACCAACAUUGACCAAUGGAGCAGCGGGCCUGCGGAUGCUAAGCCGCCGACCACUAACGGUGACAGUUUCAAGAGCGACACCGACAUCAGCAAAACCGCCGGGCAUCGAGAACGCGAGCUCCAAGCCUGGCAGCCGACGGACGACACGUCCGCAUCCACCGCGCCGGCGGGCGCAUCAGGUGCCGCGCCGAACGGUGGGACGCGAGACGACAUGACGUUCGGGCCGGGGGCAGCGAACGGAGGCGCGUGGAAUCAGUUCGAGGCGAACGAGCGGCUGUUCGGCGUGAAGGCGAACUUUGACGAGGACCUGUACACGACGAAGCUGGACAGGAAUGCGCCGGACUUCAAGGAGCGCGAGCGCCGGGCGGCGGUCAUCGCGAACGAGAUCCUGCAGAGCCAGACGAGCAACGUGCACAUCGCGGAGGAGCGCACGAAGGACUUCGUCGGGGAGGGCAAGGACGAGGAGGAGAAGUAUGGUGCUGUGGUGCGCGGCGCGAACGCGUAUGUGCCCCCCGGCGCGCGCAAGGUCGGGCAAGGCGGUCCCACCCCUCCUGCGGGCGCGAAGCAGGACAUCCCGCGCGUGGCUGUCAACUCGCCGGACGGAACGGCGGUGCCUGGCGACAAGGAGAAGGAGAAGGAGAAGGCCGCUGACGCUGCGAAGACAGGAUCGCCUGCCCCUGGCGCGAACAAGCCAACGGCGGACGCGGUGCCUGCGUUCCGGGACUUCGUGUCGAACGAGAAGGACCGGUUGAUGAAGAAGAAGCAGGCGCUGAUGAAGAACGAGAUGGAGAGGCGGAUGGCGGAACUCGUGAAGUUCAGCCAGAGCUUCAAGCUGAACAAGCCCAUCCCGGAAGACCUUGUGCCGAUUCUGGCCAAGGACGAGGAGAAGCAGCGCCAGAUCAAGGAGAAGUCGACCAAGGACGCCGAGUCUACGCAAGCCCGCGCAAUCAGCACCUCCGCUACGCUCACCGUGUCGCCCUCCGCGAGCCGCGCGCUCGGAUCACCCGCCGUCCCCGCAAAUCCGCCGUCGUCGGCGAAGCCGCCCGCCGCUGCCCUAGGGAAGAACGCCUCUGCGGCUUCGAAGCCCGCGGCAGGCAAGGAGCAGGGGAAGGGGAGGAUUCCGAUGGUCAUCCAGUCGAUCCCGCCCUUUAAGGGGAAGCGAGCCCCUGCGCCUGCGCCUGCGCAUGCGCAGAGUGCGGCGGUGCAGAGCCAGAGACAGGGUAUAGCAAGUCCGCUGAGCCCGACGGCUGUGAACAGGUUGAACGUGAACGCGUCCUCGUUCAGGCCGACCGUCAAGUCGGUGUCUCCGCCCGGCGGCUCGCCGAACCCGAACGGCACGUCGUCGUCGACUGCGUCGCCGAAGGUGAAGGCUGCGGAGGGCUCUGCGUCUCCGACGCAGGGCCCGCCGAACCCGUUCUUUGGCACGAGGCUUCCGAAGAAGGGCAUGGUGGUGCAUAUGAAGGAGGACUUCAACCCGUUCAAGCACCACAAGGUCACCGACGCCAACCAAGUCGGCGCGACCUGGCCGUACUCGGGCAAGCGUUACAUGCAUAUGUUCCCGCCACUACCCCAGCCUCAGCAGCAGUCCCCGCCUAUGGCACACCCGCCCCCUCCCUCGAUGCAGCCCCCGCCGCCGUACGAGCCGCCAGAAGACGCGGCCGCGCAGGCUGCGACGCGCGGAUACGUCUACGCGUACCCUCAGUACUACCAUGGUCAGUAUGGCCAGCCGAUGAUGCCCGGCAUGGCGCCCCCUCCGCCUGGCGCAUAUAUUCCUGCUGGACCACAGUUCAUGCAGCCUAUGCCUUAUCCACAUAUGCCUCCAAAUGGGAUGUACCCUGGUGCGCCUAUGGGACAGAUGCCCCCCCCACAAGCCUACAUGCAGCAGGCUCCACCUGGUUACCCUGUGCCGCCGAACGGCGCCGGCCACCGCCCAUCUAUGCCCCCUACACCUAUUCCCUCUCACGCUCACCCAUACUACCAGCAAAGUCCACAGCUACAACAUGCUGUGCCCUACCAGAUGAUGAUGCCUCCCCCCGGACCGCAUCACUCGUACGACCCCUCGCAGGCUCCGCCUGUGUCCAUGGGCGGCGUUGGCCACGCCUAAGCUCAUGUGUGAGGCCAGUCGGUUUGCUUCGUCUGUCCAUACUGCCUGCUUCAGUGCGCACUGCUGAGGUUGUGGCGGAGCCUCAGGUGCUCUGCGACGCGAGCGAGGUACGGUCCUGUAUGUACGAUCGCUGCGAUCCGGUGUUGUCUUUCGGCUGUCAUGUCGUGUUGUUCGCUGCAAUUUGUUGUGAUGCAAUGCAAAACAAUAAAAAAGCAUGGGACCUCCCCAUGGGUAUGCGGAUCGGAA